Gymnodraco acuticeps is the source of this 10977-nucleotide messenger RNA. Its product is annotated as vacuolar protein sorting-associated protein 13A-like. Gene Ontology annotation, biological process: autophagy; protein targeting to vacuole; protein retention in Golgi apparatus. The record is from RefSeq and is a predicted model, not a curated record. Gene Ontology annotation, cellular component: extrinsic component of membrane. NCBI's taxonomy places the organism in Eukaryota, Metazoa, Chordata, Actinopteri, Perciformes, Bathydraconidae.
CGGCAUGACGUCAAGUCCCGCCCACAUCGGGACGUCCUAAUCUGCAGACUGGGCAGUGGGUAAACGCAAGCGCCUGACAGAAUGUAAACAUGGUUACAAGUAGAUGAGAGAAACGCCAACAUGGUCUUCGAAAGCUUGGUGGUUGAUGUCCUCAACCGAUUUUUAGGGGACUACGUUGUCAACCUUGACUGCUCACAGCUAAAGCUUGCCAUAUGGGGAGGUGAUGCUGUUCUUAGAAAUCUUGAAAUAAAGGAAAAUGCCUUGAGUCAACUUGACAUUCCUUUUAAAGUGAGAGCCGGUCAUAUAGGACGGCUUGAGCUAAAGAUCCCAUGGAAGAACCUGUACACACAGUCUGUAGAGGCAACACUGGAUGGGGUCUAUCUACUCAUAGUCCCCACAGCAAGCAUAAAGUAUGAUGCAGACAAGGAGGAGAAGCAGCUACAGGAGGCUCGUCAGAGGGAGCUACAGCGGAUAGAGGAGACAAAGCAGAAAGCUGCUGAGCAAGAGAAUCCAGAUGUUGAAAAACAGGACACCUUUGUGGAGAAGCUGGUCACUCAGGUCAUCAAAAACCUGCAAGUUAAGAUCUCUAACAUCCAUGUGCGCUAUGAAGAUGAUGUCACCAAUCCAAACUGCCCCUUGUCAUUUGGAGUGUCACUUAAAAACCUCAGUCUUCAGACAUGUGAUGAGAAAUGGAAUCCCAGACUUUUGGAUGAGAAUUCCCGACUUUUCUUCAAGUUGGUUCAACUAGACAACUUGUUUGCCUACUGGAAUGUCGACUCUUUACUCUUCUCCAAUCACAAUGCAGAGGAAGCCUUACAAUGUCUGCAGAGCAGCAUCGACGCACAGAACUCUCUUUCAAUCAGCCAUGACUUCAUUUUUCGUCCUAUCUCAGCGGCCGCUAAACUGCGGAUGAAUCCCAGGUCAGAUGUGGACUUUUCCUCUCCUAAAGUGGACCUGAUGGUCCAUCUCAGUGAGGUGGCCAUUGAACUCAACAGACCCCAGUACAUUAGCAUCCUGGGGCUGCUGGGCUCAGUGGAUUUGAUGUCUCGCAAUCUCCCGUACAGGAAGUACAGACCCGAGGUCCAGGUUCACAGAAAUGCCUGCAUAUGGUGGAAGUACAUGAUCACAAGCGUCCUGGAGGUGGAUGUAAAACCUCGUCUCCAGAUGUGGUCCUGGCAGCACAUUCGCAUUCACCGGCAGACGAUCAAGUGUUACAGAGAGCUGUACAAGACCAAAAUCACCUGCAAGAAACCCAGCGAGGACCUGCUCAAGGAACUCGAGGGGCCUGAGAAGACCUUGGAUAUUUUUAACAUCACGUUGGCCAGACAGCAGGCGGAGGUGGAGGCAAGCAAAGCAGGUCUACGAAUUUUCCGUCCAGGGCUUAAGAUGGAGGAGGAGGAGUCUCAGGGCUGGUUGAGCUGGAUGUGGAAUUUGGGAGGAGAGGCCGAAUCAGAAACCGAAGAGGUCAAGACUGGAGGUUUUGAUGAGCUGUUAACCUACGCUGAGAAAUCCAAACUCUACACUGCCAUCGGAUACAGUGACACCGCUGCAAAUCCAAACCUGCCAAAGAAUUUUGAGGACAUGAAGGUCGAUUUCCACAUGGAGAGGCUGUCUGUGUCCAUCAAUGACAACAAGGACAAAGAUGAGAUCAUCAGGCUGACUGUGGGAGAGCUCAAGUCCACACUCACUCAGAGACCUGGAGCGCAAGCCAUCAAAAUCACAGCCCAGCUCAGUUUGUUUGAAGUCACCGGCCUGGCCAGUAACCGGCCCGCACCGACCCUCCUGUCAUCCAGGAAGGCCGCCACAGGAGACGGGACCCCGCUGCUCUGCAUCCUGUUUGAGACCAACCCGCUGGAUGAGAGCGCCAACCAGCGGCUUCAUGUGGAAUCACAACCCUUGGAAAUCAUCUAUGACGCUAUAACGGUGAACAGCAUGUCAGCGUUCUUCUUGCCCCCCGAUGACCUGCAGCUGGAUGAGCUCACCAACGCAACCCUCAUGAAACUGGAGCAGUUUAGAGACCGCACAUCCACCGGUCUGAUGUAUGUGAUCGAAACACAGAAAGUUUUGGACCUGAAGGUGAACCUGAUGGCCUCCUAUGUCAUCAUUCCACAGACCGGCUUUUACAACGGCACUCAAAACAUCCUGCUUUUGGAUCUUGGACAUUUUCAGAUGUCCAGUCAAAGCAAGAAGAAUCUGCCUCAGCUGUCAGUGGGCACCAGCAACAUUGAAGACAUUAUGUCCAGAGCAUACGACAGCUUUGACAUACAGCUUAGCAGCCUGCAGUUCCUUUAUAGCAAACCAGAUUGGGACUGGAAAAUGGCUCGUAAGCAGAAACAGUCACCGCUGCACAUUCUGGAGCCGGUGGAUCUGACGGUGGUUUUCAGCAGGGCGAUGGUCGUCACAGACUCCCGCAUGGCAAAGUUUAAGAUGUCGGGCGAGCUCCACCUGCUGUCUCUUCGUAUAUCUGAUGUUAAACUUCGAAAUGUUCUGGAGCUAGUUGACAGUAUCCCGCUGCCUGAGAGCAUACCUGCGGCAAACGGCUCUGCUUCAUCCUCCAAGCCGAAGCAGUCGUUCACCCCACAACUCACUCCCAGAAGACCUCUGAACUUAGCCGACCAGCGCUCCUCUCUCAUGUUCGAGUCAUGUGAAACCAUCAGCAUCACCUCGUUGGGUUCAGAGGAAGAUUUGUUUUACGAUGCUCCCAGCUCUCCCGUCGGUGAUCGACCAUUCUUCCCAGAUAAUCCGAUGCCGCUGCACUACGCAAAGUUUAACAGAAGUAAAAGUUCAGAAGCUCAGAAGAACAUGACUGACCUCAUCUUGAACUUUGAAAUCAGUCAGUUUUCUGUUCAGUUGUGUCGUCUUUCUGGAGAUCAGGAGGUCGCGGUGCUUCACUUGGACAUAGAGGGUCUGGGCACUGAACUGAAACUACGCACCUUUGACAUGACCUCUAACACCUACCUACGGGAAAUCUGCCUCAAGUGCCCUGAAUACAUGGAUUCUGAAGAGCAGCAGGUUCAGCUGAUCACCACUCUGGACAACUCAGAGGUUGACCUGCUCACCCUGGAGUAUAUUAAAGCUGAUAGAAAUGGCCCUGAGUUCAAGUCUCAGCACAACAAUACAGAGCAGCUCAUCAAGGUGACCUUCUCAUCCCUGGAUGUUCAUCUACAUACAGAGGCUCUACUCAACACCAUGAACUUCCUCACCAACCUCCUUCCUCCAUCCACCAAGAAAGAGGCAGUGCAGGAGGAGCUCCCCAUCAUUCCUGAGGAAGAAGAGGCAGAGAAGGAGGGAGAGAAGAAGGAGGAAACUACUGUAGCCAAGAAAAAAAGUACAAAGCCUUCAAAGUUUGCAGAUGUGGUGAACUUGCAUAUCAGAGCUGAUCUCCGCUGUCUGAAGGUUUUCAUUCGGGGACAGAAAGCCAGGAUUUCUGAGAUUAGUAUUGAAGGUCUGGUUUCUGAGGUUCUGAUGAGGAAGAAGGGGAUGGAGGUUCUGGCCAACCUGAAAAACAUUGUGAUCCUAGACUGUGACAAAGAUGCUCUUUACAAGAAGGCUGUGUCUAUAGCAGAUAAGGAAGUGUUUGCCUUCCGCAUGGUAAACUAUACGGACGCAACAGAAGGAGACGCCUAUCUGGACAUGUCUAAUGUUGACACUGCUGUCACGCUGACUGUGGGAUGCAUUCAGGUCAUCUUCCUCAACAAGUUUGUCUCCUCCAUACUGGGAUUUAUCAAUAACUUCCAGGAGGCUAAAGAGGCGCUGACUGAGGUGACAGUCCAGGCUGCAGAGAAAGCAGCGUCUGGUGUGAAGGAGCUGGCCGAGCGCAGCACUCGUAUCAAUCUGAACGUCCACUUCAACGCACCCGUCAUCUUCCUGCCUCAGUCCUCCUCUUCCUCCAAUGUCAUUGUAGCUGACCUUGGUCUGCUGUCCGUCAAGAACCACUUUGCCAAGCAGCCCUCUAAGAGUGAUGCCACGAUCCCGCCUGUUGUGGAUAUAAUGACCGUGAGGCUGACUGACCUCAAGAUGUACAGGACCACAUAUAAAGAUGAAAGUUUUCAGGGAGAGACCCAGCUGUUAAUGCCAGUCAGCUUGGACUUGGAAGUGCAAAGAAAUCUUUCAUCCAACUGGUACCACAGCAUACCGGACAUAGAGAUCACCGCUCAUCUGAAACCCAUGAGUCUGAUCCUCAGCCAGGAUGACAUGACGGUGGUCCUGAAGACUCUGAGUGAGAACCUGACAGAGAAGUCUGAUGCUGUUCCACCUCCAGCUCUUCCUUCUCCCUCCACUGAUCGAUCCUCCGACACCGUAUCCAACAAAGAGUCCAUGGGCUCUGGAACCACCGGACCAGCCAGCAGCAACACAGUGGUGACGGCUGCUGUUGUGGAGCCCAGAAAAAAUAGCAAGCUGAAGAGCACACUGAAACUAGACUUCAAGUUCGACUCAAUGACACUUGUCUUGUAUAGCCCUAAUGGGGAUACGGUAAUGCAUACACAUACACACACUUCAGCUGAAGUGGCAGAGUUUACUCUGGGCACCAUCUCCACCUCCGUCCACAUGUUCUCCGACAGCUCCAUGAAGGCCUCAGUACGACUGUCUGCCUGCCUUCUAGAUGACAAGAGAACCAGAAUCAAAAUGGUCACCCCGAGGAUGAUUGCAAUGCGUCCUGGUGCAGAACAGAACAUGAUGGUGGAGGUGAACUAUCGUCAGGGCCGUGAAGGCACCACUCUGGACACGCUGGUGCAGGACGUGUACCUGUGUGCCAGCAUGGAGUUCCUUCACAUCGUGGCAGACAUCUUUCUCAAUGCCACCCAGCAAGGGUUUGCUCAGGCGCCACAACCCAAGACCAGUACUGGACCGGGAGAGAGAAAGAAUAUAAACUCCUCUACAACAUCUAAAGAGUCCACUGUCGCUCCAGCUGUGGUUUCAAAGACAGAGAUAAAUGUUAUGGUGCGCAACCCGGAGAUUGUGUUUGUGGCUGACCUGACGCGCGCCGACGCUCCGGCUCUGGUGAUGACCACGCAGUGCGAACUAGUGAUGAAGAGUAGUGCAGAGGGAUCACAGAUGACUGCUGUUAUCAAGGAACUCAAGGUGGUGGCGUGUCCAUUCUUGAGAGAGAAGAGGAAAAACAACGUAACGACAGUGCUGCAGCCGUGUCAGGUUUUCUUCCAGAGUUCUCAAUCCCUAACCUCCCCUCAGGCUAUGGAGGUCUCCAUCAAUGCUCUAACAUUAAAGGUAUCUCCGAUCAUCAUCAACACAGUGAUGACCAUCCAGUCUGCGCUGACUCCCACAGCGGAGACCCCCGAGGAGCUGACCAGUCCGGUCCCUGUGGACCUGUGGGAGAAACGGGGCUGGAAGGAGCUUAAACUGUGGUUCCUAGAAGAAGAGGGGGAUGAAGACACAAAGUCACUGGCCCCACUGAUACCAACUGGAGAGUCAUUACAGGUGACCAUCAAAUCGAUCUGUCUGACUCUGGAGGCUGGAGUGGGACACCGCACGAUCCCCAUGCUCCUGAUCAAGUCCUCCUUCCAUGGAGACGUCACAAACUGGUCCACACUUAUUAACUUAAACAGCAUGCUCAACCUGGAGGUUCACUAUUACAAUGAGGUGCUGGAGUAUGGGAAACCGCUGCUGGAGCCCUUAGAAGAUGAGAAGGAUGGUUUUAGAUCAUGGACUCUUGAACUGAAGAUGAAGAAGAAGCCAGUGAACUACAUAGGUUCAGAUGAGGUGGAUUUUUAUGUCCCAGACUAUAAGACAGUCAUUUCAUCAAGCAGUAAAGACCAGCUCAACAUCACCCUCUCCAAUGUGGGCUGGCCAUGUAUGAGUAACUUGGGCAUGGCAUUUGCAGAGGCUGCCAAACAGACAGCUGACUCCUUCCAGAAGGAUGAGGCUCCCUUCAUAGUGAAGAACCGCCUCGCCUGCCAGUGUCCGUACCGCCACAGUGAGAUGUUUUGUCCCAUCGGCCAGCAGGGCCACCAAGACACAGUUGAGCUGGAGGAUGGGCAAACACUCGGGUUGGACUAUUUCACCACAACAGACACAGACCAGUUCUCAGCCAUGAUUUCCUUGAGUGGAAAAGAGUACUACAUACAGCCCACUCCGAUGGGUCACACCUCAGCCAGCGUGAUCCCCCUGAUCAAAGUGGGCCGGGGGAUGUACAGUGUGAUGCACACAGACUCAGGAGUCACUCGUUUCCUGGUCUGUCAGAUUUACACUGUGGAGGGCAGCAAGUACGUCAAGAUCCGCUCUCCAUUCCAGAUCAUCAAUCAUUUCUCAAUCCCAUUCAACAUUUUUGAGGGAUCAACAUGUCUGGGUAAAGCUCUCCCUACUGAAGAGUUCUGUGUGCCUUUGGACUCAUAUAGGUCUGAGCUGAGCCUUCGGCCAAUAACAGAGGAGGACACUGAUGAUCAGGAGGAGCAGUACGAGUGCUCAGGGUUUAGCUACGAAGACUUCCACGCUCAUCAGCCCGACACACGCCUGCAGCAGACCUGCCGUCGGCGUGGAGAUCAGGGUGGUGUUCUGAUGGUCAACAUGGUGCCCAUCGAGGACGCUGUGACAUUCAAACACACUGGAGGUGUUGGGGAGAACUUCGAUGUUCCCUUUGUGCUUCAUCUGUGGCCUUCCAUCCUGCUGCGCAACCUGCUGCCUUACCCCAUCUCUUACAAACUGAAGGACAGUGGUGUCUCUGCCCCUGAGGCCACUCUGAACCAGGGCCACUCUGCCCAGCUUCACACUGCGGUCAUCAACCAAUCAAGUCUCGAUCUGUGCCUACUGAACUACUUGGAUCAGGACUGGUCUUCUGAGUACAGUCUCCACAGUGACCAGGAGGAGAUUACCUUCAUCGUGUUCCAGUCUCUACGAGAGUAUGACGAAGAGGAUGGUGAGGAUACGGAGAGGAAGAGACCUGACUUGGACAUAGCAGUGCAUGUUGAAUAUAACCAGGGACAAACGGUGGUGGCUAUCCACUCUCCAUAUUGGAUGGUGAACAAGACAGGCAGGUUGCUGCAGUACAAGGCCGACGACAUCCACCGGAAACACCCGCUGGACUACGACAUGCCCCUGCUCUUCUCCUUCAAGCCUCGCUACUUCCUGAAAAACAAUAAGGUCCGUCUCAUGAUAUCAGACAGUGACCUCUCCGAUGAUUUCUCCCUGGAUACAGUUGGUAGCUAUGGAGAUGUGAAAUGCAAAGGCCGAUACAAAGACUACUUGGUUGGUGUGAAGAUUGACGCAAGCAGUUUCAGUCUGACCCGCAUCGUGACCUUCGUGCCAUUUUACAUGCUGGUCAACAGAACCAAGCACAGCGUGUUCAUUUGUGAAGAACGGCAGGACAACUGGACCGAAGCUAAGCCCCUACAGUCAGCCAUUCCCUUUUGGCCUGAGAACGACACCAAGCGGCUGAAGAUCAAAGUGGAAGGUUGUUUGUUGCCUCCUCGGACGAUUGACUUCACACGACCAGAAAACUGCCUACUUCUGCAUCUGGACAACUCUGUGGGUGGGAUCACUGUAAAUGUGAACUUGUCCGAGCACUCGGCCACGAUCCGCUUCUCUGAGUAUCACGAUGGCGCAGCCCCUUUCCUCAUCAUCAACAACACAAAGGACCAGACACUGCAGUUUUAUCAGAGCUCUCAGAAGGAGGCAGAGCACGAGGGGCUGGAGGCUGGGAGAGCGGUGCAUUACACCUGGACCGAACCCACCGGGUCCCGAGAGCUCUGCUGGAAGUGCGGUACUUACAGUGGGAAGCUGAAGAGUGAGGAGGACCUGCUGGUGGACAUGAACAAUGAGGGAAAACUAUUUGUGGUGUCCUUCUAUGAAGGUCUCCAGCGAGUUGUGCUCUUCACUGAGGAGCUACGCAUCUACAAGCUGCUCUGUGAGAGCGAAAAGGCUCAGCUGGCCGAACAGGAGAUCAUCCUGUCGCUGCAGAACGUGGGCGUGUCUCUGGUCAACAACAGCAGCGGCCAGGAGAUCUCCUUCAUUGGGAUCACAAGCUCUGAUGUGGUGUGGGAGUUAAAGCCUAAGAAGAAGAAUCGGUGGAAGUCUAUGAGCGCUAAAGAAGCUGAGAUGCUGGAGAGCAGAUUCAAAGAGUACAUGGAGUCUGGCCCCGUAGACCACGCCAUCGCUGACCUGGAUAACAACUUCCAGGUGUCCUUUACUCCCAAUGGCCAGAAUAUGCAGAUGUUCCAGCCGUGUGAUGCUCCUCUCAGGAGGCACUUCCUGCCUGCAGUGAAGGUGGAGUACAGCGUCUCUCCACGACAAAGAGCCUACCGUGUCCAGAUCCACCGCAUUCAGAUCCAGAACCAGCUGCCCGGAGCCAUCUUCCCGUAUGUGUUUUACCCUGUGAAACUGCCAAAGUCUAUCACCAUGGAUGCAGAACCCAAACCUCUAACUGACAUCAGCAUUGUUACCAGAACAGCAGGGCACUCUGAUAUCUCACGCAUCAAGUACUUCAAGGUGUUGAUCCAAGAGAUGGACCUGAAGCUCGAUCUGGGCUUCCUGUACGCCAUCCUGGACCUGUUCACUCCUGAGAACGCCAGCAUCAUGAGCUCACAACAGGAGGUGGAACUGUUCGAGAAGGACAUAGAGUACAUAAAGACAGAACUGAACCAUGUCUCUGCUGCUGACACCUCUCCCAUCAGCCUCUACGAGUACUUCCACAUCUCCCCCAUCAAGCUGCACUUGAGUUUCUCUCUGAGUACGGGAGGGGAAGACGGCAUGAAGGAGAAGAGAGACAAGGAACUCAUCCCUGUCCAGUCCCUGAACCUGCUGCUGAAGAGUAUCGGUGCCACGCUCACAGAUGUGCAGGACGUCGUCUUCAAGCUGGCCUUCUUUGAGUUGACCUUCCGGUUUUGUACCACCCAGCAGCUACAAUGGGAGGUCAUCAGGCAUUAUUCCAAGCAGGCUAUUAAACAGAUGUAUGUGCUGGUGCUGGGCCUGGAUGUACUUGGAAAUCCUUUCGGGCUGAUCAGAGGACUGUCGGAGGGCGUGGAAGCCUUCUUCUAUGAGCCGUAUCAGGGAGCCAUCCAGGGGCCCGAGGAGUUUGUUGAAGGAAUGGCUCUGGGGGUGAAGGCUCUGGUGGGAGGAGCUGUAGGUGGAAUAGCAGGUGCAGCCUCCAGGAUCACUGGAGCCAUGGCGAAGGGUGUCGCUGCCAUAACGAUGGACGAGGAGUACCAGCAGAAAAGACGAGAAGCUAUGAACAAACAACCCAGUGGCCUGAGAGAGGGGCUGGCCAGGGGAGGAAAGGGAUUAGUGUCUGGUUUUGUCAGUGGCAUCACAGGCAUUGUCACCAAACCUAUCAAAGGAGCACAGAAGGAGGGUGCAGCCGGCUUUUUCAAGGGUGUUGGGAAAGGUCUGGUUGGUGCUAUAGCCAGACCUACCGGAGGCAUUAUUGACAUGGCCAGCAGUACUUUCCAAGGGAUCAAGAGGGCAGCAGAGACUUCACAAGAUAUCGCCUCUUUGCGACCGCCGCGUUUCAUUCACGAGGAUGGAGUCAUACGCCCAUAUAAGGAGAGGGAGGGGCUCGGCAGCCAGAUGCUGCAGAAAAUUGAGAAUGGACGUUUUGCCAAGUACAGAUACUUUGCUCAUGCCAAGGUCAAUGAUUCAGACUUCUUCAUGAUCACCAAGAGGGGAAUAUUUUUUGUGACCAAAGGCACGUUUGGCCAGCUGACCUGUGAGUGGCAGUAUCUGUUUGAAGAGUUCACCAAGGAUCCGAUGAUUGUUGAGGACCGCCGACUUCGCAUUGAGGCCAAGGAGAGAGUGAAGUCUGUCUUCCACGCUAAGGAGUUUGGGAAGAUCAUAAACUUCAAAACUCCUGAGAUCGCUACUUGGGUUCUGGCCAGAUUGGACGAUGCAAGAGAGAGUUUGCAUAAAUACUGACUAACGAAGAAGAGCGAGAAAUGAUAAAGAAAAAAGAACACACAAAGUCUGUGUGUGUCAGUGCCUUUGUUCUUCACCGCAUGCUCAUGUUGUUUACCUCCCUGUUUGAGUCCAAUUACACAAGGCUGUAUGUUGGUGUGUGUCGGGACGAGUGAUAGUGUGUAUGUGUGCAUGCUUACAAAAGUGCUAUAUAGACGGCUGACGUACAUUUAUUUACCACAGAAGCUCUGAACUCACUCCACUGUCUUCGCUCUGAUUACACUCAUUUUGCUCAGCUGAUAUUUAAUGAUUUAUUUUAUUAAAACUGACUCACAUUUCAAAAUACAGCUUAUCUGCUUGGGCCUGAAUAGCUGUUGAAAUUUGGAAGAUUUUCAUAGUUUGCCAUUCUCAAUCAAACACAUUCAGUCAGUCAUUUCCUUAGCUCUCAGUUGUAUUAAACAUAUUAAAGAUGUCUUGUACAUGGUAGGAAACAGCCUAAAUGACAUUGAAGCCAAAUGAACCACAGUUGUAGCACAUUUAAUGUUGUAUGCUGUUUUGUUUUUUUACUGGAUUAUAUAUACAAGGGAAACUAAUAUAAAUUUGAGAUUGGCUCUGGAACACAUAUAAUUCAAAUUGUGCUCAAACUACUGUUUUAUUUUACUCUAACACUCUCAAUUUUCCUAGUUUUUUAUACAAGAUGAAGACUGCUCAGUGUAUGAUUGAGAGCCGCAUGCUAUUUUUAUAUUCUUGUGUAUCAAUCUGCUGUAUAUUAAUCGCAUAGUAUCUGUAUAUACUCAUCCUCACACACUAGUCUGUAUUAUGGCGUUACAGAUUGUACUUUUGUGAUUUUUAUGUUUUUAUACCACACAUAUGCAAUGCCAACUAUGUUGAUGAAUUAUGCAGAGAAAAGUAUAUUUAAAAGAAAUGAAUGCUAAUUAUUAACAGCUGAUGUUUACUCUGGUGUAUAUUUUAAAGGAUUGCUUUGGGUUGUAUCGCAAUUUAGUUCGACUAAAUAUUAACAGACUUAAUAUUUCUUUUGCCAUUAAUGUGUGUUAUUUUGAGCAUCAAGUGUUCACUGCAGUGGUUCCAUUUUUCCCCCAUAUGUUCCAAAAAAAUAAAAUAUGUGUUUCAAAUGUA